AUGAACCAUCAGGUGACUGAAAAAUGGCUCCGAAGCCAGCUGUUACCGAAUAUUCCCCCAGAGUCAGUUCUCGUAAUGGACAAUGCCCCUUAUCAUUCUGUUAAACUUGAUAAACCUCCAACGUCUAGAAAUACAAAUAGAGAAAUAAUAUCAUGGCUCGACAGCAAAGGCGAAAAUCCACCAGACAAUAAUACUAAAGCUGAAUCAUUGGAGUUAGCGAAGCCUAUUGCAGCCUCUAUCGGUUCAGUUUACGUUAAUGAUAAAAUAGCAUGUGACAAUGGACACAAAGUUGUAAGAUUGCCUCGUUACCAUUGUCAUUAUAAUGCCAUCGAAUUUAUUUGGGGACAGAUCAAGGGCUAUGUAGCAAAAAAGAAUAAUUUUAAAAUGGCUGACUUGAAAGCUUUACUGCAUGAAGCACUGAACUCUGUGACGCAGGAAAAUUGGUCAAAUGCUUUUAGGCAUGUGGAAACUAUCAUACUGAACGAUACUGCAAAUGUGUCAAUAAAUAAUUUUGUAGAAGAAUUCAUGAUAAAUAUAGAAUAUUCUGAUGCAAGAAGUUGCUGUUAA
Macrobrachium nipponense is the source of this 567-nucleotide messenger RNA. RefSeq lists its product as uncharacterized. The coding region runs from base 1 to 567 and encodes 188 amino acids. Gene Ontology annotation, molecular function: nucleic acid binding. Lineage: Eukaryota; Metazoa; Arthropoda; Malacostraca; Decapoda; Palaemonidae. The record is from RefSeq and is a predicted model, not a curated record. The transcript has a single exon.